UAGAAACACACUUUCAAAACAACUACUUCGUAUUGCUAGUUGAACAUAAGAACCCUACAGAGAGUACAAGACUUUCUUUUGAGCUUUCAUCAAUGAAAGAUUGGAAUGGAGAUCAAGCUGAACAACUGCUCAAGGAGGCGCUCAAGGUCCGGGAGGAGAGGGCAAGAACCCGCCGUCGUGGCUCUGGAAAUAAAGAUGAAAGCAACCCGACCUUCAAAACUUCUGAGAAUAUAGUCAUCGGACAUAAUAGCGAAGAGUCUGGAAUAUCAAACUUCGGGAAUGGAGCUUCGGGUGCAGACUUCGAAACCGAUGGCAAUUUUAUUUUUUCAAACGGAUGCAAUCGUUUUGGGAUUACCGACUUUGGCAACAUGAACUACAAAAAGUCGUCGACCACCUUAUUUCUUCUUGUUCUUGUUCUUGUUCUUGUUCUUUUACUCCUUUAUAUAAAUUAUAGGUGAGUAAGCAAAACUAAAUAAGAUGAAGCAAGCUGGCUGAGUGAAAAAGAAGGCACGAGAAGGAAGAACAAAACAAGCGAGAAAGAAAGGAGAGGCUUGGAGUUUCCCAUACUAAUCUAUCGGAAGGGUUUGGGGAUGUAUGGCCACCAGUGCUCCUACACUCAAACUUUUCUUUGCAUUCCCUUCUCUGAAUCUGAAUCUUAUUUCUGUUAUAUUUCUGUAUUUCUUCUUCUUCUUCUACAUGUCAUAAGUAUAUUAAUGCUGAGUGAGUAUUAUUUCUUCCUGUCUACAUGCAACAAGUACUAUUUCUUUUCACGCCAACGAAGG
This is a messenger RNA of Prunus mume (Japanese apricot), 782 nucleotides long. Lineage: Eukaryota; Viridiplantae; Streptophyta; Magnoliopsida; Rosales; Rosaceae. The record is from RefSeq and is a predicted model, not a curated record.